Helianthus annuus (common sunflower) is the source of this 1790-nucleotide messenger RNA. Its product is annotated as fasciclin-like arabinogalactan protein 17. NCBI's taxonomy places the organism in Eukaryota, Viridiplantae, Streptophyta, Magnoliopsida, Asterales, Asteraceae. The coding region runs from base 145 to 1506 and encodes 453 amino acids. The record is from RefSeq and is a predicted model, not a curated record. The transcript is spliced from 3 exons.
GCUUUAAUCUCUUCUCAUUUCAUCCCACUCAAACCCUAACAAAAACAAACACAGACCACCAUUCACACUCACCAAAACCUUCACACAACCAACCAAACACACACUCACAACUCAUUACAAACUCUUUAUCAAACAAUCUCUCCAAUGUUACCCACCAUGGAUUCUAAGAUCUAUGGUGCAGUCAACAUUUUCAUGUUGUUCAUUGCAUUCAUGAAUGUCAACGCAUUGCAGUCAACUCAAAUAAGCUCCAACUCAGUUCUCGUUGCUCUUCUGGAUUCCCACUACACAGAGCUAUCAGAGCUAGUCGAAAAAGCCCUUCUUCUACAAACACUUGAACAAGCAGUCACUCAUCAUAACAUCACCAUUUUCGCACCAAAUAAUGAAGCUCUUGAACGCCAAAUGGACCCUGAGUUCAAACGGUUCUUACUCGAGCCGAGGAAUCUGAAAUCUCUCCAGAAUUUGAUUCUUUACCAUAUUAUCCCGGGUCGGGUCGGGUCACAUAACUGGCCUGGAGAUGGAGAUGCAGUUGUUCAUCAUUCUACACUUUGUGUUGGUGAAUCCGACAACCGGUUACCGAUAAUGAAAAUGAAAUCGGGUGAGAAAGUUGUCGGUGGAGUAGCGAAAGUUGUGAGGCCGGAUGACGUCAUCCGGCCUGACGGUUUGAUCCAUGGGAUCGAACGGUUGUUGGUGCCACAAUCGGUGCAAGAAGAUUUCAACCGGAGGAGGAAUCUGGGGUCCAUCUCCGCGGUUUUACCCGAAGGAGCCCCGGUAGUGGACCCCAGAACCCACCGGUUGAGAAAACCGGCUGGUCCUGCACCAGCCGGUUCUCCACCGGCUCUCCCGGUUUAUGACGCCUUGGCACCGGGGCCGAGUCUGGCGCCGGCCCCGGCGCCAGGACCUGGUGGCUCUCACCGUCACUUUGACGGCGAGAGCCAGGUGAAAGACUUCAUCCACACGCUUCUUCAUUACGGUGGGUAUAAUGAGUUGGCGGACAUUUUGGUGAACUUAACGUCGUUAGCGACGGAGAUGGGGAAGUUAGUUUCCGAAGGAUACGUGUUAACGGUGUUGGCGCCUAACGAUGAAGCGAUGGCUAAAUUAACUACUGAUCAGUUGAGCGACCCGGGAGCGCCUGAACAAAUAAUGUACUACCAUUUAAUACCGGAGUAUCAAACCGAAGAAAGUAUGUAUAAUUCGGUUCGACGGUUCGGGAAAGUGCAGUAUGAUACGCUGCGAUUGCCGCAUAAGAUGGUGGCGGAGGAGGCAGAUGGGUCGGUUAAGUUCGGUCAACAAGAGGAAUCAGCGUAUUUGAUUGACCCGGAUAUAUACACCGACGGGCGGAUAUCGGUCCAAGGGAUUGAUGGAGUUUUGUUUCCGACGAUGCUACCAUCGUCGGAAACGACAAAAGUGUCACCGCCAGUGACACCAAAAGUUGUUACAAAACAAAGAAGAGGGAAAUUAAUGGAAGUUGGAUGUUCAAUAGCUGGAGCACUUGGACAUAGUUGUUGAAUUUUUUUUAAUUCUUUUUUUUUAAAGAAAGUUGCGGAAAAAAAGGAAAUACAGAUACACAAGAGUUGUUAUUAGGAAGAUCUUGUCAUACCACAGAUGGAAGUGAACGGUGGAGAUUCCAUUUCCUUGUAAAGAUGAACAAAGCUUGCCUUUUUUUAUAAUUAUUUUAUUAAUAUCGUUUAUAUAAAUACUGUAAUUAUUGCCAAUGAUGUAUAUGAUUUUUUGAUGUAUUUAUUUAUUUAUUUAUUUGUUUUUCAAUAAAUAUACCAUCUUUUCCUCCUUAA